Molecule: messenger RNA, 2222 nt
Organism: Ochotona princeps (American pika)
Lineage: Eukaryota; Metazoa; Chordata; Mammalia; Lagomorpha; Ochotonidae
Gene: SLCO4C1
Product: solute carrier organic anion transporter family member 4C1
Exons: 13
Coding region: 60-2222 (720 amino acids)
Biological process (GO): sodium-independent organic anion transport; transmembrane transport
Cellular component (GO): membrane
Molecular function (GO): protein binding
Source: RefSeq, a predicted model, not a curated record
UGUGUGGUGUGUGUUUUAAGCGGCUCCGCGGCGCGGGAGUCUGGAGAACCCAACCCAACAUGAAGGGCGCCGAAGGCUUCGAGAACCCGGCGUUCGUCCCCUCCAGCCCGGACACCCCGGGUCGCUCGUCCUCAUCGCCCUCUCAGGUGCAGGUUUCUGGUGUGACCCCCGACGGCCCCAGAGAAGAUUCGGAUUCGCAGGCACAGGAGGACAAGUCCCCCCAGGAGUCGUCGGGGCCGCCGCCAGGCUCGCUCCCGGCCUCGGCGGCAGAGCCUCCUGGGUCCCCGUCGCUCUCCGAGUUUGAGGAGGGGCCGUGCGGCUGGGGAAACUUCCACCCGCGCUUUCUCCAGCGCUGCAACACGCCCCGGGGCUUCCUCCUGCACUACUGCCUGCUGGCCCUCACGCAAGGUAUCGUAGUCAAUGGCCUCGUUAAUAUCAGCAUCUCCACGAUUGAGAAGCGCUAUGAGAUGAAGAGCUCUCUGACUGGCCUCAUAUCAUCCAGCUACGAUAUCUCGUUCUGCGUGCUGUCCGUGUUUGUCUCGUUCUUUGGGGAGAGGGGACACAAGCCCAGGUGGCUGGCCUUCGCCUCCUUUAUGAUAGGACUGGGAGCACUCGUAUUUUCCUUGCCACAGUUUUUCAGUGGACAGUAUCAUUUGGGAUCCAUUUUUAAAGACACUUGUUUAACCGCACGGAACAGCACCAGCUGCACCUCCUCAGCGUCCUCGCUCUCUAACUACCUGUAUGUCUUCAUCCUGGGACAGUUGUUGCUGGGCAUGGGCGGGACCCCUCUCUACACCCUGGGGACAGCCUUCAUCGAUGACUCAGCGCCCACGCACACGGCUUCUCUCUACAUCGGAAUUGGCUAUUCCAUGUCGAUCCUAGGCCCUGCCAUAGGCUACGUGCUGGGAGGACAGCUGCUCACCCUGUACAUUGAUGCUGCAUUGGGACAAAGGGUGGACGUCACUGAGGAUGAUCCGCGGUGGCUGGGGGCGUGGUGGAUUGGAUUCCUCAUCUGCUGGUUCUUUGCCUGGUCUUUGAUAAUUCCCUUCUCAUGUUUCCCAAAGCAUCUGCCAGGAACAGCAAAAAUCCAAGAUGCAAAAGUUUCCCAGACUCAUCAGACUAAGAGCAGCUCGUCACAGCACACAGAUGAGAAUUUUGGAAAAAGUUUUAAGGAUUUCCCAGCUGCCCUAAAGAAUUUGAUGAGGAAUACUGUCUUUAUGUGUUUAGUUCUAUCAACUUCUUCAGAAGCCUUAGUUACCACUGGAUUUGCUACAUUUUUACCCAAAUUUAUUGAAAAUCAAUUUGGAUUGACAUCCAGCUUUGCUGCUACCCUUGGAGGGGCCAUUUUAAUUCCUGGAGCUGCUCUUGGUCAGAUUUUAGGUGGGGUCAUUGUCUCAAAAUUCAAAAUGACAUGCAAGAAUACAAUGAGGUUUGCCCUGGCCACGUCUGGAGUGGCACUUGUGCUCAGUUUCGUGUUUGUUUAUGCCAAGUGUGAAAAUCAGCCGUUUGCUGGCGUGUCUGAAACGUAUAAUGGGACUGGAGAGCUGGGGAACCUGACCGCCCCUUGCAACGCCGACUGCAACUGUCUGCGAUCAUACUAUUAUCCUGUCUGUGGAGAGGAUGGGGUCCAGUAUUUCUCUCCCUGCUUUGCAGGUUGUGUAAACACCAUUUCAAAAGCGAAACCAAAGGAAUAUCAUAAUUGCUCCUGUACCCAAAGGCAACCAGAAGUAACAUCGGAUUCAGAAGGCCUUAGCUUUAAGGCAAAAGCUGGAAAGUGUCAAAGCCAGUGUGCAAACUUGCCCGUAUUCCUGGGUGUUUUCUUCAUGACGAUUGUCUUCACAUUUAUGGCUGGUACUCCGAUAACUGUGUCCAUCCUGAGGUGUGUUAAUCAAAGGCAGCGCUCACUAGCCUUGGGAAUGCAGUUUAUGUUGCUUCGAUUGUUGGGCACAAUUCCUGGACCAAUUAUAUUUGGCACGACAAUAGACAGCACAUGUAUUCUCUGGGAUAUUAAUGAGUGUGGCAUUAAAGGAGCUUGCUGGACCUAUGAUAACAUCAAGAUGGCCCACAUGCUAGUCGCCAUAAGUGUUACUUGCAAAAUCAUCACUAUGAUCUUCAAUGGACUUGCCAUCUUUCUCUACAAGCCACCAGCAGCAGGUGCGGAUGUGCUGUUUCAGAAUCAGAGCACCGUGGUGACCACUGUUGUGGCGGAGAAUGAAGGGUGA